This is a messenger RNA of Rhipicephalus microplus (southern cattle tick), 911 nucleotides long. RefSeq lists its product as uncharacterized. Gene Ontology annotation, cellular component: chitin-based extracellular matrix. The record is from RefSeq and is a predicted model, not a curated record. Gene Ontology annotation, molecular function: structural constituent of chitin-based larval cuticle. NCBI's taxonomy places the organism in Eukaryota, Metazoa, Arthropoda, Arachnida, Ixodida, Ixodidae.
AUGAAGGUUCUCAUCGUUCUCGCCGUUGCCUGUGCCGCCGCUCACGCCGGUUUCAUCGGUGGUGGCCAUGGAGGAACUUCUACCCAGCACCGUUCUCAAGAUAUCUCCGGCGCCUACAGCUUCGGCUACAAUGAGAACCACGCCACAGGCGGCACUUCUCGCUGGGAAUCCGGUGACGGCGUGGGCAACAAGAAGGGCUCGUACAGCCUGCGUGGUGCUGACGGCCGCUGGCGUACCGUCAAGUACGUCGCUGAUGGCGCUGGAUUCCGCGCAGCCGUGUCCACCAACGAGCCAGGCACUGCUCCAUCCUCCCCCGCCUCUGCUGGCAUCAAUGCGCCUAUUCUUCACGUUCCUGCCGGACACUAUGAUGGUGGCUACGGAGGCUACGGUGGUGCCUAUGGAGCUGGAGUGUAUGGAGGUGGAGUGUAUCUUGGAGGCACUGGUUAUGGAGCUGGAGGUUACUACGGAGCUGGAGCCGGCAUCGGAGCCGGAGCGACCAAAGCGGCCCACGUCUUCGGUGCUGCUAUUCCCGGAACUGGCUUCGGUGGCUUCGGUGGGUUUGGCGGUUUCGGAGGUUACGGCGGCUACGGAGGAGGCUAUGGAGGUUACGGACACCAUGGCUAUGGUGGUCAUGGCAUCGUUAAGCAUUAUUAAGUUAUGUAACAAAGAUGAAUGCUAGUUCAUUGUUGCCUAAACACUCCUUUAGUUAAUGUUCAUUGUUUCUCUUAUUCUUGGCACCAGUGAUUCGUCGUGAUUGUCACUCACUCUUCGAUAGUCUAUGCUUAUUAUAUGGCCACCUUUCGUGCAAAGACUCACGAGUUCCUAAACGUACUGCCUUGGUGGUUCAGUGCUGCUCAACUUCGUUCAUUAUUUUCCUUCAUGUGUUUGUAUAAUAGUGUGUGUCGUGUUUC